AUGUCGUUCACCUUUGGGCAAUCAAACACGGGAAACUCGGGCUCGGCGUUUGGCGCCUCGUCCACUUCAAACAACCUGGGCACAACCUCCACCCCAGCGUUUUCCUUUGGCUCCUUAGGAUUUGGCUCGAACCAGAACCAGAACCAGCAAAAUCAAAACCAGCAAAACUCAACUUCGGCGUUCGGCAGCCAGCCUUCGGCGUUUGGCCUGUCUGGCUCAGGGGGACUUUUUGGAAGCAAUGCCAAUGCCGCUAAUCAAAAUUCUUCAAACACCACUCUGGCGUUUGGCCUGAAACCUACCGACACUGGAAAACUGGCCUUCUCGGGAUUUGGCUCCAGCAACACUGGUUUCGGUUCGGGAGCCGGUUCCGGAACCGGUUCGGGGGCUGCUUCAGGAUUUGGAUCGGCUUUUGGCUCCAGUACAGGCACGUUUGGCUCAAAUACGGGCGCUUUUGGAUCUUCCGGCGGCGCCUUUGGUCAAAACUCUUCUCUGAACACGUCAGCACCGUCAGGUGGUCUUUUUGGCUCUAAACCGGACGAGAAGAAGGAAACAACGCCUCUGGCGUCUGCAUUUGGCACCUCCAACUCUUCCACUGCCCCAUCUGGUGGUGGUUUUGGAAGUAAUACUGGAGAUGCAGCAAAACCAUCAAGUGGUCCUUUUGGCCAAUCUGGCUCUUCUUCAGGCACCACUGGUGGCCUUUUCGGCCAAAAAGACAAGAGCUCAACUCCUGCGUUUGGUGUAUCGAGCAACAGCAGCACGCCCGCACCAGCAUUUUCGUUUGGUGCUUCUACGGAAAAAAAAGAUGAUAAAAAAACUGACGAAAAGCCCUCAGGUGGUGGUCUUUUCAGCUCGCAGCCUGCUUCUGGGACCUCCAGUGGCUUGUUUGGCCAGCAAGAGAAGAAAGAGUCCAGUGCUCCCGCAUUCAGCUUUGGUGCUUCCAACCUGACAGCAUCUACCUCAGCGUUUGGCUCUACCAAGAAUAAUGAAUCAUCCAAGCCAGCUUUUAGUUUUGGUGCCAAACCUGACGAGAAGAAGGAAAGCACUGGUCUUUUUGGAUCCAAGCCUGAGGAGAAGAAGGAUGACAAACCUAGCCCUUUCGGCUCGAAACCUGAGGAGAAGAAAGAAUCCUCGGCUCCUGCUUUCAGUUUUGGCGGUGUUUCCCUGGAAAAGAAAGAGUCCAGUGCCCCAGCUUUCAGUUUUGGUGAUAAUCAAGAGAAGAAAGAGUCUUCUACCUCAGCAUUCAGUUUUGGCGGCAACAAGACCGAGGAGAAGAAGGACGAUAAGCCCGCGUUUUCUUUUGGAGCAAGUAAACCCGACGAAAAGAAGAAUGAUAAGCCUGCUUUUUCUUUUGGAGCAAGCAAGCCAGAGGAUAAAAAAGAUGACAAACCAGCUUUUUCUUUCGGUGGCAGCAAACCUUCUGAGAAAAACGACGCGAAGCCAGCUUUCUCAUUCGGAAACAAGACGGAAGAGAAGAAAGAUGACAAACCGGCUUUCUCUCUUAGUGGUGCUUCAAAACCUACCUUGAGUUUUGGAAAGGCUGAUGACAAGAAAGAAGAGAAGAAAGAUGACAAACCUUCCGGGUUUUCUCUUGGCGGCAGCGCAAAACCAGCAUUGAGCUUUGGUAGCAAGCCUGAGGAAAAGAAGGACGAGAAUAAGGACGAGAAGAAGGACGACAAGCCUGCGGGCGGCUUCUCGUUUGGUAAACCAGGUGAGUCCACUAAGCCAUCCACAGGUCUCUUUGGCGCAAAACCUGAGGAAAAGAAGGAAGCUGGCGAACAGUCACAGCCGACUCAGGGUCUGGCACUGACUACUCAGGCACCAACUUUGAAGCCUACUAAAAUAGAGCCAAUUCCUGUCUCUUUGGACAACAAAACUAUGGACGACUUGGUCACCAAGUGGUCGAAAAAAUUGACACAGACUUCCUCCAUUUUCGAAACGUACACCGAGAAGGUGAACGAGUGGGAUUUGGAACUCGCCAAAAGCGCCGAUGAUAUCGCCAAAUUACAUCAGGACUCGUCUGAGGUGGAGACGCUACAGCAAAAAAUAGACCAGCAAUUGUUCUUUGUCGAGAGCCAGCAAGACGAGCUCGACAAAGUGUUGGACAAUUACGAGCAACAAGCCGAUCUCUUGUUGAGAAACAUCGAGUUGAACAAUAAUGAAGCCGCUGGUGCGCUUGUUGCAUCUGGUGGAUCUGGUUCAAGCACUUCCUCGAAUACCACUGACCGUUUGAGAGAACAGGCGUAUCAGAAUGCAGAGUUGCUAGAUGAAAGAUUAGAAAGUCUCGGGGACAACUUGGAGACUUUGAUUGGUGACAUCAACUCAGUUAGCGAUGUGUUCAACAAGUCUGCUGUCAAGAGCAUUGGUUCUAAAGGAGGCCAUGGAGAGGAAGCUUCAGUGGAGCUGAUUGUGAAGUUGUUGAACAUCCACCUCGAGAAUUUGAAAUACAUCGAGACCACGAAGGAUACGCUUGAGCUGAAGUUGUCGCAGGUGAAGCAGAGAAGGAGAGGAGCACCACAGUAG
This is a messenger RNA of Candidozyma auris, 2520 nucleotides long. It is a transcript of the gene NSP1, whose product is annotated as FG-nucleoporin. The record is from RefSeq and is a predicted model, not a curated record. NCBI's taxonomy places the organism in Eukaryota, Fungi, Ascomycota, Pichiomycetes, Serinales, Metschnikowiaceae. Bases 1 to 2520 code for a protein of 839 amino acids. The transcript has a single exon. Gene Ontology annotation, cellular component: nuclear pore; nuclear pore central transport channel. Gene Ontology annotation, molecular function: phospholipid binding; structural constituent of nuclear pore. Gene Ontology annotation, biological process: RNA export from nucleus; protein import into nucleus.